Molecule: messenger RNA, 1375 nt
Organism: Cladocopium goreaui
Lineage: Eukaryota; Dinophyceae; Suessiales; Symbiodiniaceae
Source: the annotation of a GenBank genome assembly
UGCUUGAAUCCAAUGUGGCAUGGUGUGGCAAUGGCGACGCAGAGCUGUUGUGAUCUCCUUGUUGGCUGUCCCUGGCGUGGUGUACAACCUUUACCUUUACAUCCCCACAGUUCAGCCCUCUCUUUUCCUGUUCCUUUCCUCAUCGAACAGGAGCACUGGGUUUCCAGAAAAGAACACGAGCACUUCAGUUGUUUCUGAUUUUUCUAGCAGAAGGGUUUCCACAACAACUUCAACAUCCAGCACACAACUUCCAAACACAACUUGGAGCCUGAGUUCCUCAAGUUCAAGCAUUUCAGUUUCAGAUACAACAGCCAUCAACGGGAACCCUUGUGUACGAGAGGCUUGGGCUACACUUUUCUCAACAGGAGUUACGGCAGACUGGGACACAGCAAAGAGCUACUUGUUAGCAACUCUUGUGCUCAGGAACAGCGUGCAGAAGUUCGAACGCUGUCGUCCACAUCGGCCGUUUUUUGUGUUGCACAACCAAAGCUUCAGUGAACCAGAUCGGUGGGCAACAAUGGAAUUGUCGAAAAUGGGCUUUGUAGACGUUCCUUUAUCCAUGGAGGUGCCAUAUCCAAAUCCUAAAAGACCAGAGCUGUCCAUUGGCUGGUUGAAGCUGGCGGUUUGGAAUCUGACGACCUGGGACCGGAUUGUGGUUUUGGAUGCCGACAUGCUGGCGAUAGGACCCUUGGAGGGUGCCUUCUUUCCAGCUUCUCAUGUUCCUCCGCUCUCGUUGAUUACGAGUCCAAUGGGAGCUCCAAACUCUUUCAGGUCGGUGAAUAUUGGCGUCAUGUCCAUCCAGCCAUCCGCCAGAGUCUUUGAAACAAUGUUGCGUGAACUUCAUUCCUUCGACCAUCGCACCAACAAGCCUGACAGCCAGGACCAAGGAUGGAUUGAGAUGUUCUUCAAGCGGUGGGGCUCAUUUGGAGGAGUUUAUGAUGGUGCGGGUUCCUGUGUGGAUGCGCCUCAGUUCAUGGAUUUGGGCUUUGCAACCGAGGAUGGUUUUCCCUGGUGCUUUCACCGACCCGAAUACAAUGCCUAUGCUGACGCUUCCUACAUUGAGAAGAUUCGCGCCAGCGGCGCCAGUCCCAAGUUAGUCCAUUGGCCUGGCAUUCUGAAACCAUGGUGUUUGAAGAAAAAACAGAGGAGCGUCUUUGAUGAGAUGUGGUGGGCUGCAGCGAAAACCAGUUGGGAAGCUUUGGAUCAUUCCGAUCAUCCCUGGUCCAUCCCUAGCAGUUUUAAUUGUGAUCUUCAUAUCUUCUCUCAGAGGAAAUGGAAGAUGAUACUGGCCAGGCGGAAGAACUUGAGCCGCGUUUGGUCCAGAGCAAAGUCUCUCGCAGAAACAGAACUUGAGCCGCUGUGCCAGAUCAUGUAG